GUCGGUAAAGCCGACAGCGGUGGUGUAUAACAACAGAGCCCAAGCAGAGAUCAGACUGGAGCUGUGGCACAGCGCACUGAGCGACUGUGAGAAGGCGCUGGAGCUGGAGCCUGGCAAUCUGAAAGCCCUGCUGCGCCGCGCCACCGUACAGAAACAGCUGGGGAAUCUGAAAAUGGCCGCCGAUGACCUGAGGAACGUGCUUCAGGCCGAACCGCAGAACGAAAUUGCAGAGAAACUUCUAAAGGAAGUGGAGAAGAAAGACGCUCCUUCUGGAGACCAGAGGAAAGGCACUAAAAUCCUUAUACAGGAAGUGGAAGAUGAUGAUAAUGAAGCUUCUCCGGCUGAACCCAGCCAGCGUGUGGGUGGGGAGAGCGUCGCUUCUCCUGCUAAGACGGGAGACAUGGGGAACGCGCAUAAAAAGCCCCCCGGCAGAGGGGACGGGGGCCCCCACGCGGAGCACGCCCCCCAGGGACACUGGCGGGGCAAGAGAGGAAGCGCAGACAAGCACAGAGGGCCGGAGCCCGCCAAGAAGGACCUGGCAAACGGAGCACAGGGCGCCGGGAGCGGCGGGGCCGAACAGACCGGCGACGGGAGCGCGGGAUCCGGGGGGGACGACAGCCGGCUGGACGCCCCCUGCGGAGCCCUGCCCCCCCCUCUGGCCCGGCUCAAGAACGAAGGGAACCUGCUUUUCAAGAACGGACAGUUUGCCGACGCGCUGGAAAAAUACUCCCAGGCCAUCACCGGCUUCACAGACUCAGGCAUCGACAGCCCAGAGGAUCUCAGUGUUUUGUACUCAAACAGAGCUGCUUGCCACCUGAAGGAUGGAAACAGCACAGACUGCAUCCAGGACUGCACCAGAGCCCUGGAGCUGCGGCCCUUCUCGCUCAAGCCCCUCCUGCGCCGGGCCAUGGCGCAUGAGUCCCUGGAGCGCUACAGCAAGGCCUACGUGGACUACAAGACCGUGCUGCAGAUCGACGCGGGCGUGCAGUCGGCCCACGACAGCGUCAACAGGAUCACCAAGGUGCUGAUUGAGCAGGACGGCGCUGACUGGCGGGAGAAGCUUCCGGAAAUCCCGCUGGUUCCCCUCUCGGCGCAGCAGCACCGGAGAGAGGAGCCGCCCAGCGCGGAACUCGCCCAGGCCCGCGCGGCCAGAGCUGCCCAGGAGACGGCCAGGAGAGCAGAGGCCCGCUUCUCCUCCGUGAAGCAGGAGGGGAACGAGUGCGUGAAGACCGGCCAAUACCGGGAGGCCGCCGAGAAGUACAGCGAAUGCCUUCAGCUGAAGCCCGACGAGUGCGCCGUCUACACCAACAGAGCCCUCUGUUACCUGAAACUGGAGCUCUUCGCAGAGGCCAAGCAGGACUGUGACUCCGCCCUCCAGUUGGAGCCCUCCAAUAAGAAGGCCUUCUACCGACGGGCGCUGGCCUACAAAGGCUUAAAGGACUACCUGGCCUGCAGCUCGGACCUGCAGGAGGUGCUGCAGCUGGACCCCAACGUUCAGGAGGCCGAGCGGGAGCUGGAGGAGGUGACGGUGCUGCUCCGGCAGAGCCUGGCUGCCGCCGCCUCGCCGGGCAAACCCAGGAAGAGCGUCCCCAUCACGGAGGUCGACGGCAGCGACGAGGAGACGGACGCCGUGAACGGGACCGGGGCAGCGGGGAGCCACUGCGACGGCGAAGAGCUCAGAGUCCCCACCCAGCCCACCAACGCCUACGAGUUCGGACAGGCCCUGAACGCGGCGCGUUCCCGCGGCGACACCGCCGCCUGCGCGGAGCUCCUCCAGGCCGUCGCGCCCGAGGCGCUGCCGGAGUACGUGAGCAGCACGCUGGACGGACACACCGUUCACUUCAUCAUGCAGGCGCUCGACGGGCACCUUCUUCAAAAGGACCCCAACCUGGUCUACCAGCAUCUGAGUCACCUGCCCACAGCUGAGAGGUUCUCGGUGGUGCUGAUGCUCUUGGACGCGGACGAGCGGCGGCAGAUGACUCAGCUGUUCGAGCGCCUGUCGGCGGCGGCGACCGGGGCGUUCACGGCGGACGACGUGCAGAACCUGGCGAACAGAUACAUCUGAGAGCGCGUCCGCCGCACAUCCGCCGCCCUCCCGCAUGCGUUCACACAGAGAGGCGUCUAUGCAAGCAGUCCCAGCCCGCUGUUAAAAAAGCUGCACCGCGCCCCUAGAGGAAUGUACUUCAAAUCUCUGCGUUAAAAAAAGGGACCUUGGGUAAUUUAGGGAGUUCACGGUAGCGUUUACGUCUCUGGGGGGGUUUUUUUUUCCCACAUCCGCUUUAACUUGCAUUGCUGGUUUACCUUCCACCGUGUUGAUGUUGAGAUCUGGCAGCGUGUCGACGUUGCGUAUAAGGUUUAAGCUCACUGGAACCCUAAGACUGUUAUUUGAAAGUCACUGCUGUGGAAGGUUCCGGAAGACGGCAGGGUACGAGACUGGAUGAGCAGCAGAGCUGCGCUUGGGACCAUCCGCUUGGGGAGCGCUUGUGUGCAGCGGGUUCAAGAACCUACGCGCCAGAAGUCCGCCAGCGUCAUCUCACCGAGCGCAAUCAGCCACACUCCUGCUCCUUUAUGUUUCUCCUUGGACAUGCCCUGCUGUAUAAUCACCAUCACCGCAGGCAUGCCGCCGUUUUCUGAACAGCUGAGAACAGCCUGUGUUCAUGUGCAGGAACGGAAGCUACUUUAAUGAUGUGGUUGAUCAAAUGGUGCAAUGCAAUAUGCCAUCUUCUCCUGCACACAAAGAAUAGCUUUUACAGUGUACCUACUGGUUUGUGUAGCCUCUACUCUGCACCAAAUACAGUGUGUGAGCUAAGGGUGGAUUGCUUUGCGCAGAAAAAACCUGCUUAUUUCCAUAUCGGUUACGGUCUGAGGUCCUACUUAAAAGCCCACUUUGCACUCUUUUGAUACGCUUUCAUUUUCGUUUCCUAGCCAUGCCCAGGUUAACCUGUUAAAGCAGAUUUGUGUACAGAAAGAAAAUUAGGCUCAUCUGGGCAGCAUCCCUAACACUGUUGUGCAAAGUCGGUUUUUUUUUCCUUCAUGAAAAAAUGAGAGCUUGGAAUUUCCACCCCCCGCCCCUCCCCCUUCACAGACAGAAUGACCAGCUGCUUCGGAAGCUCCCAGCUCAUCAUUUGACUACCAAACACAGAAGAGUUGAGGACACCGCUCUCCAGGCAGUGAGCGCUUUCAGCGGAGCAAUAUAUGCUAGGGCCUGUGUGCAGUCGGACGCGCUCGUCAGAGAGGAGCAGCAUCUCCGUGGGAUGUGUGCCUUUAACGCCGGAGUCGACUGCAGGUCCUCCACUCAGGGUUCCCUUUGGUGUAUAGAAUGCGAUCCGUUCAAAAAAAGAGUAUGUACAGGGUUUCGAUGUUUGACUAGAGAGAAAAUAUUUAAUUUAAGAGUCUUUUUUUUUUCAGCCUGAGAUCUUAAAUGUACUUUGCUUACUUCAGGGAGGUGGGCUUAUACGAAUACCUGGAGCAAUAAACCGCAUGUGUUCAACAGUUUUCCCGCCGCUCUGUCCAUCAGUCACAACGGCUUGGCUUUAAAGGGGCGGUUCACCCAGAACUGAAAGUAAGGCACGUUUCCACUUACCCGGAGUAGUGUCUGUCCACCAGAAUAGUUUUGGUUCAAACGCAACAGAGUUUUCUAGAUGUUCUCUGCAGCUCACCGUGAUAAACUGGACCUCGCAGGCCCAUGUUUGUCUGGCCUCAAAGCACCAAAAACGAGAACUUCCAACAGCGACGUGUCUUUCCAAAUAUAAACCUGAGGUUACUCACAAACUUCCACUGAGCAUAAUUUGUACAAAGUGUACGCCAGCCAUAUAUCCGCGCAGAGCCGCAUGCAGGUGGCUAGUGGUUGUGAUGCUGGCGGAUCGUUUGUUGUAAUUGCAGUACAGAAACUUGUUAGCAACUUGCGUUAUUAAAGCACAUGACAGCUUUGAAAUUUUUGAUUGAGGUAUUAACGGAAUACAAUUUAAGUCUUAUAACGAAACGUGAAACUCUCAGGCUUAUGUCUACAGACCUUAUUUUCUGCAUUAAUUGAAACCCCUAUGGAAAAAAAGAAUUGGAAAUCUAAAGAGGGAACCCCUGUCUCAAAACACUUACUUCUGGGAUUUAGGACUAGAAACUGCAACACUAUGAAUUGCUUUGGUUGAAACUUUGUGCAGAUAUAUACAGUUGGCAUACUUCAGUAGAAGUAGUUCUUGAUGAAACCACGUAUAAAUUAAGCUCUAUGGAUGUUUGUGAGUAACUGCGGGAUUACAUUUGGAAACGUAUAUUGCAGUAGAAUUUUAAUUUUAAAUUUUACAAUUUUAAUGUAAAUCUUUGGUGCUUUAAGGCCACAAAGAUGGACCUGCUAAGUCACGGUGAGCUGAAGCAAAUAUCUAGAAAACAUCUCAUUUCAGCAAAACUAUCUGGAUGGACAGAUACUCUUCUGGGUAAGUGGAAAUAAACCUUUUUAUCCAUCUAUCACAAGAUGUAAAAGGCAUUUUGAAUUUAUGAAUAAAAUUGGCAAACUGA
Molecule: messenger RNA, 4509 nt
Organism: Anguilla rostrata (American eel)
Lineage: Eukaryota; Metazoa; Chordata; Actinopteri; Anguilliformes; Anguillidae
Gene: spag1a
Product: sperm associated antigen 1a
Exons: 12
Coding region: 173-2065 (630 amino acids)
Biological process (GO): axonemal dynein complex assembly
Cellular component (GO): cytosol
Molecular function (GO): protein binding
Source: RefSeq, a predicted model, not a curated record